AUGUUAGGUGCUUGUUUUAACAAUGGAUUGGUACUGCUUAUUGGGAUCCUGGAAAUUUUGGUGGAAUCGGGGGUAUUUAGACACUCAAACAAGGCUAUUAUUGUGUAUCGGUUAGUUUUGAUGAAGAGUUGGGUAUCAGUUGCUGAGUUUCAUCCUCGAUUCCUCCUUUCGUUUAGACUUUGUUGCUUUGGAAUUUGUGAUUCUCCUACUUUUAAAGGUAAACUAAGCACUAGAUCUGGAGGAUCCCGUAGACAUUGCAAUGACACAGUUUCAGAGAAGGGGGAUCAUUCUCUGACUGAAUCAAGAUCACCUUCACCUUCCAAAGUGGCUAGGUGUCAAAGUUUUAUUGAAAGACCUCAUGCUCAGCCUCUUCCACUUCCUGGUCUGCACCCUUCAAGUGUAGGUCGGGUAGAUUCAGAAAUUAGCAUAUCAUCAAAAUCAAGGCUGGAAAAAGUCUCCAAGCCAUCAUUGUUUCUUCCACUUCCAACACCUGGAUGCAUACGUUGUAAGCCAAACCCUGCAGAUUUGGAUGGAGAUAUGGUCACUGCUUCAGUCUUUAGUGAUUGCUCUGCUGACAGUGAUGAACCGCACUCACACAAUCGUAGUCCUCUAGCCGUUGAUUGUGAGACUGGGACUAGAACUGCUGUUGGCAGUCCUUCCAGCUCGAUGCUCAAGGAUCAGCCAGUUGCCGUGUCCCAACUCAAUUCAGCAGGAGUGAAAAAACCUGGAAGUAUUCUAAGUAAUCAUACAUCUUCUACUUCACCAAAACGCAGGCCUUUACACAACCAAGUUCCAAAUCUUCAGGUUCCUCCUCAUGGUGCCUUCUAUAGUGCUCCCGAUAGUUCCUUGUCAAGUCCAUCAAGGAGUCCAUUGAGAGCAUUUGGCACGGAUCAAGUGUUGAAUUCUGCUUUUUGGUCUGGAAAGCCAUAUUCAGAGGUCAACUUGGUUGGAUCUGGACAUUGCUCAAGUCCAGGUUCGGGUCACAAUUCUGGACAUAAUUCGAUGGGAGGGGACAUGUCAGGACCUUUAUUUUGGCAACCAAGUAGGGGUAGUCCUGAGUAUUCUCCAGUACCCAGUCCCAGAAUGACUAGUCCUGGUCCAAGCUCUAGAAUUCAGAGUGGAGCAGUCACCCCUAUUCAUCCCAAAGCUGGGGGAACACCCAUUGAAUCACAGACAGGAAGGGUUGAUGAUGUAAAACAGCAGACUCAUCGUUUGCCCCUUCCUCCUUUGUCAAUCCCUAAUUCUUCACCAUUCUCUCAUUCAAAUUCUGCAACAACAUCUCCGUCUAUGCCAAGAAGUCCAGCUAGAGCAGAUACUCCAAGCUCUGGCUCACGUUGGAAGAAAGGAAAGCUGCUUGGUAGCGGCUCAUUUGGACAUGUCUAUCUUGGCUUCAAUAGUGAAAGUGGCGAAAUGUGUGCAGUGAAGGAGGUUACCCUUUUUUCAGAUGAUCCCAAGUCUAUGGAAAGUGCUAAGCAAUUUAUGCAGGAAAUUCAUUUAUUAAGCCGUUUACAGCAUCCAAAUAUUGUCCAGUAUUAUGGUUCUGAAACAGUUGAUGAUAAGCUUUACAUAUACCUUGAGUAUGUAUCUGGAGGCUCCAUACACAAACUUCUUCAAGAAUAUGGGCAGUUUGGUGAACUAGUUAUUCGUAGUUAUACCCAACAAAUUUUAUCAGGGCUUGCUUAUUUGCAUACUAAAAGUACUCUCCAUCGGGACAUCAAAGGAGCAAAUAUACUGGUAGAUCCAACUGGUCGGGUCAAGUUGGCAGACUUUGGCAUGGCAAAACAUAUAACAGGGCAAUCAUGUCCAUUAUCAUUCAAGGGAACUCCUUACUGGAUGGCUCCUGAGGUUAUAAAGAACUCUAAUGGAUGCAAUCUUGCGGUAGAUAUAUGGAGUCUUGGGUGCACAGUUUUGGAAAUGGCUACGACCAAACCUCCUUGGUUUCAGUAUGAAGGGGUUGCUGCCAUGUUCAAGAUUGGUAAUAGCAAGGAACUCCCAACAAUCCCUGAUCAUCUCUCGAAUGAAGGAAAAGAUUUUGUUAGGAAAUGUCUUCAGCGUAACCCACAUGAUCGCCCUUCAGCCAUUGAAUUAUUGGACCACCCUUUUGUAAAACUUGCUGCGCCUUUGGAAAGACCUAUUCUGGUUCCAGAAGUUUUGGACCCUGUUUCUGGGAUUACACAGGGAGCAAAAGCUCUGCAUGAAUGGUGCAGAAGGAAAAGGCAGGGACAGUAUCUUGAGGCAUAA
Molecule: messenger RNA, 2241 nt
Organism: Sphenostylis stenocarpa
Lineage: Eukaryota; Viridiplantae; Streptophyta; Magnoliopsida; Fabales; Fabaceae
Source: the annotation of a GenBank genome assembly